Molecule: messenger RNA, 1284 nt
Organism: Babjeviella inositovora NRRL Y-12698
Lineage: Eukaryota; Fungi; Ascomycota; Pichiomycetes; Serinales
Exons: 3
Coding region: 1-1284 (427 amino acids)
Biological process (GO): peptidyl-threonine phosphorylation; peptidyl-serine phosphorylation
Molecular function (GO): ATP binding; protein serine/threonine kinase activity
Source: RefSeq, a predicted model, not a curated record
AUGCAGGCGCUCCACGGCGGGACCAAGCCGGUGCCACGCAAGCCGCAGCCUCCCGGAGCCUACCUAGACAACUCGUCGGUGAAUUUGAACGUGUAUGAGCGGGGUGAGAUUCUCCGUAAGCCGCAGGUAUAUUUCACUGGCUUGGUGAAUUGUGCGAAGCCGGACGUCAAAAUCACCGACUUCAAACUGAAUUUUGGGUUCGACGACGCGGCCAAGAACUACAGGGCACAUCAGGGGGACCACAUCGACUAUCGCUACGAGAUCUUGGGCAAAUUAGGCAUGGGGUCCUUUGGAAACGUGUUGCGAUGCCGGGACCACGCAUCGCGGCCGGGCGCAAUGGUUGCACUUAAAGUGAUUAAGAAUGACUUGGCCUGGUCGUUGCAGGCAGUGUACGAAAUCAAGAUCUUGAAGCAUUUGAACGGAGACCCUGUGGACGAACCAGCGCCUCCAACCCCCGCCUCGAUUUUGCAGUAUAUCGACCACUUCCAUUUCCGCGGCCACAUGUGUAUUGUGACCGAACUUUUGUGCGUAAACUUGUAUCAGGCGAUCGAGGCGACACAGUUCCGGGGCUUCGAUUCGCUGGUGGUCAGACGGUGGACACAUGAGUUACUCGAGGCGUUGCUGUUUUUGCACAUGCACGGCAUCAUCCACUGCGACUUGAAGCCGGAAAACGUAAUGGUAGUGUCUCCCGAUUCAUUUGCCAUCAAACUUAUUGAUUUCGGCUCCGCCACCUUUGCCAACGAGGUAUCUUACACUUACAUCCAAUCACGAUUCUACCGCGCGCCCGAGGUAAUUUUGGGAGCGCGCUACUCCGAUAAGAUCGACAUCUGGUCUCUCGGGUGUUUGCUCGCGGAGUUGUUCACCGCCGACGCGCUCUUCCCCGGUGAGGAUGAAAUGGACCAGUUAGGGUGCAUCAUGGAGGUAUUUGGCCCGCCCAAGUCUCACACACCCCCAUCAACCUCUAAGCUUCCGUUGUACACCUUGUUUGACGAACAAGGCAGGUUUGAGGCCGAUUUGCUCGCAAAGCUCAAGAGUGGGCGUCGGUUGCGCGUUCUGUCCAAGAGCUUGGAGGCCAAGAUCCGGCUCAAGUCGUCGGGUAAGUUUCCUAUGUCCAACGACGAUAAAUUUUUGGAUUUUUUGCACAUGUGUUUGACGUGGGAUCCGAGUGCUAGGUGGAGUGCCGAGGCGUUGUUGAAGCAUCCAUUUGUCAGCGAUGAUGAGGAUGUCGCGAUGGAGGAUGCGGAUGCGUUUAGCAACGACAUGGAGUUUGACAGUACGUUCUAG